This is a messenger RNA of Pogona vitticeps (central bearded dragon), 2081 nucleotides long. The record is from RefSeq and is a predicted model, not a curated record. Lineage: Eukaryota; Metazoa; Chordata; Lepidosauria; Squamata; Agamidae.
UCGUUCACCCGCCGUCCCUCCCCUCAGCCGGAUGCCGGGAACAAGAGAAAGGGAGCGAUUGGGAGAUUCCGUUUUAAUACAUUGACUUCAGCCUAGCAUCGCCCCGUGUUGGUGCAGGAGACCCCGUCUGAACCCUAGGAAUUAAUCGGAACGCCUCCUCCCGUAAGGUAUGUCCACAAAGAACCUGGAAGCUGAGGGUAACAUAUCAUCAGUUGCAGCUUACUACAAUGGGAAGUCCGUCCUUGUUACAGGAGCCACAGGAUUUAUGGGCAAAGUACUAAUAGAAAAGCUUCUGCGCUCCAGCCCUAACGUGAAGGCUAUUUAUAUUCUUGUGAGACCCAAAGCUGGACAGUCGAUGCAAAACAGAGUGGAGAACAUGGUGAAAUGCAAGUUGUUUGAUAGAGUCCGAGAAGAGUGGCCCAACUUCCAUGAGAAGAUCAAGCCGAUCAAUGCUGAACUCACCCAGCCAAAUCUGGCAAUUGCUCCCGAGGAUGCUGCAGAGCUGCUAUCAGAAGUCAACGUUGUCUUCCAUUGUGCUGCAACCGUUCGCUUUGAUGAGCCACUGAAGCUUGCUCUUUUGCUCAAUGCCAGGGGCACCCAGCAGCUCCUGGUAUUGGCCCACCGGAUGCAGCAUCUUGAGGCCUUCAUCCACUUUUCAACAGCCUAUGCAAACUGUAAUCGGAGGUACAUAGAAGAAGUCAUCUACCCGCCACCUGUGGAGCCCAAGAAACUUUUUGACCUUGUGGAGUGGAUGGAUGAGUCCCUUCUCGAAGAGAUCACCCCCAAACUCAUCGGGGAUUGGCCCAACACCUAUACAUUCACCAAAGCCUUGACAGAGUACCUUAUUCAGCAAGAGAAAGGGAAUUUAAACGUCGCUAUCAUUAGACCAUCUAUUGUGGGUGCCAGCUGGCGUGAGCCUUUUCCCGGUUGGAUUGACAACUUCAAUGGAACAAGUGGUCUCCUUACUGCUGCUGGAAAAGGGAUUAUACGAACAGUAAAAUGCAACACAGAGGCAGUAGCAGAUAUUGUUCCUGUAGAUGUGGCUAUCAAUUUAAGCCUUGCUGCUGGAUGGUACACUGCAGUUCACAGACCAAAAUCAAUGUUGAUAUAUAAUUGUACGACGGGUGGCUUGAACCCAUUUUGUUGGGGAGAGAUGGAGUAUCAUGUCAUAUCUACAUACAAGAGGAAUCCCUUGGAGAAAGCCUUCAGAAUACCUAAUGCCAACAUGACCUCAAACUAUUUGAUGCAUCAGUAUUGGACAACUGUCAGUCACAAGUUCCCAGCCUUUCUCUAUGAUUUGUAUCUGCGGUUAACCGGAAGAAAGCCAAGGAUGAUGAAGCUCUUCCAUCGCCUGCACAAAACCAUGGCAUUCUUUGAAUACUUCACCAGCCGUACCUGGGAAUGGAAUUCAGACAAUAUGAGUAUGUUAAUGAGCCAGCUCAGUCCCAAAGACAAGAAAUUAUUCUGCUUUGAUGUCCGUCAACUGCAUUGGUCAGAAUACAUUGAAAAUUACUGCGUUGGAACUAAGAAAUACCUGCUGAAUGAAGAUAUGGCUGGAAUUCCUGCCGCAAAGCAGCACUUAAGAAAGCUAAGGAAUAUUCAAUAUGCACUCAAUACGAUUUUUCUUGUGAUCAUCUGGCGUGUGUUCAUUGCAAGGUCACAAAUGGCUCAAAACGUGUGGUACUUUGUGGUGAACCUCUGCUAUAAGUUCCUUAACUACUUCAGAGCUUCCAGCUCACUCAGGCAUUGAAAUCUCUACCAAGCUAUUGACUACCUAUUCAUGGAAGGACCUUCGUCUCCUCAAGCAACAACUGUGGAUGUUUGGGUUGACAGUUGCAGGGUAUCUUUCAGUUGCUACAGAAUUCAAUGAGUAUUUGAGGCACAUCACAAUAAUUGCAUAUUUUUAGUAAUGCUUUGACAAAUCACUGUCUUCCCUCUCUGUAUCCACCAGUAUGAAUAUCAAAGCCAUAAGUUAAAAUUAGGACACAAGUGAUUUUGGAACAUUGUCCCUGCGCCCACUUCUCCAGUGAAGGGCUGUGUAUUACCAAAGCUGCCAUAUUUCUGUAUAAAGAGUAACCUAA